AUGGCCUUCGAAACGAAUUACCCGAUACCCUACCGAAGCAAACUGACCGAGCCGUUCGAGCCCGGCCAGACCCUUAUCGUUAAGGGAAAAACCGGCGAAGACUCCGUACGCUUCACCAUCAACCUACACAACGCCGCUGCCGACUUCUCCGGAAACGAUGUUCCCCUUCAUAUCAGCGUGCGUUUCGAUGAAGGAAAGAUCGUCUGCAACACAUUCGCUAAGGGAGAAUGGGGAAAGGAAGAGAGAAAAAGCAACCCAUACAAGAAAGGAGACGACAUCGACAUCCGCAUCCGAGCUCACGAUAGCAAAUUCCAGAUCUUUGUUGAACAGAAGGAGCUGAAAGAGUAUGAGCACCGUCUGCCGCUCUCCGCCAUCACGCACUUCUCAAUCGAUGGAGAUGUUCUUAUCACCCAUAUCCACUGGGGAGGAAAAUACUACCCCGUACCCUACGAAAGUGGUCUAGCCGGUGAGGGUCUAUCGCCUGGCAAGAGCCUUUUGCUCUACGGAAUGCCAGAGAAGAAGGGAAAGCGAUUCCAUAUCAAUAUUCUUAAGAAGAACGGCGACAUCGCUCUUCACUUCAACCCUAGAUUCGAUGAGAAAGCCGUUGUUCGCAACUCCCUGAUCAGCAACGAAUGGGGAAAUGAGGAGCGCGAGGGUAAAAUGCCGUUCGAGAAGGCCGUCGGCUUCGAUCUUGAAAUCAAAAAUGAGGAGUAUGCCUUCCAGAUUAUGGUAAAUGGAGAGCGAUUCACAUCGUUCGCUCAUCGACUGGAGCCGCACGAGCUGAACGGGCUACAAAUUGGCGGCGAUGUGGAGAUUACCGGAAUUCAAAUGCACUAA
Molecule: messenger RNA, 837 nt
Organism: Necator americanus (New World hookworm)
Lineage: Eukaryota; Metazoa; Nematoda; Chromadorea; Rhabditida; Ancylostomatidae
Exons: 8
Coding region: 1-837 (278 amino acids)
Cellular component (GO): membrane raft; plasma membrane
Molecular function (GO): carbohydrate binding; galactoside binding
Source: RefSeq, a predicted model, not a curated record